Molecule: messenger RNA, 2526 nt
Organism: Phytophthora nicotianae INRA-310
Lineage: Eukaryota; Oomycota; Peronosporomycetes; Peronosporales; Peronosporaceae
Exons: 1
Coding region: 1-2436 (811 amino acids)
Biological process (GO): glucan catabolic process
Molecular function (GO): beta-glucosidase activity
Source: RefSeq, a predicted model, not a curated record
AUGUGGACAAGCUGGAUCACUGCAGCUAGCUUAGCUGCAACGGCGACUCUCGCGGUGGCCAACGAUGAUGCGUACGAAACCAAAGCUCAAGCCAUUGUUGACGGCUUCUCGACGGCGCAAGUUAUCGGCCAGAUGACCCAGGUCGACAUCAGUACUGUCAUGAACAAAGAUAACACUUUGAACGAGGACUAUGUUCGCGCGUACGCCCAGCAGUAUGUCGGUUCGUACCUCAACACCAUUUGGGACGAACCUCUCGGAGAAAAGUACGGGUGGAACGCCACAGAAUGGCGAGCUGUCGUGAGCCGUAUCCAGGAAAUCACCAUGGAGGAGAACGGGGGCCAUCCCAUCAUUUACGGUCUCGACUCGGUACACGGUGCCAACUACGUUACCGGUGCCGUGAUCUUCGGUCAACAGAUCAACAGCGGUGCUAGUUUCAAUCCCGAUCUGGUUCAUAAGGCAGGCCAGAUCACUGCACGUGACACCCAAGCUGCUGGAAUUCCGUGGGUCUUCGGACCCAUUCUCGAGAUCUCGCAGAACCCUCUCUGGUCGCGCACUUACGAGACGUUCAGCGAAGACCCGUACCUCGUUACGGUCUUGGGAGAAGCACUUGUCCGCGGUCUUCAGAGCUAUAACCAAACUGGGGCCUGCAUGAAACACUUCAUCGGGUAUUCCAAGACCCCUACGGGCCACGACCGUGACAACGUUAUCAUGGACGACUUUGACCUGCUCAACUACUUCCUGCCUCCUUUCAAGGCUGCGAUCGAAGCCGGUGCCUUGUCGACGAUGGAGAACUACAUCUCGAUCAACGGUGAGCCUGUGAUCGCCAAUCCCCGUAUCCUGAACGACCUUCUGCGUUCAGAUCUGGGUUUUGAUGGUCUUCUGGUUUCCGACUGGGCUGAGAUCAACAAUCUAAAGGAUUGGCAUCGCGUCGCUGAAACUUACGAGGAUGCCGUUCGUUUAUCGCUGACUCACACGUCGCUUGACAUGAGUAUGGUCCCGAAUGAUACUUCUUUCAUCAACUACACCGAGAACAUGUUGGUGGGCUACCCUCAAUACGAGACCCGCCUCCGUGAGUCUGCUAAGCGCAUCGUGAAAAUGAAGCUCAAGCUUGGACUUUACGAAAACCCGGUCCCUGGUGAGGAGUUCGAGUUCUUGGUAGGUAACGACGAAGACAAGGCGGUGGCUCUGGAUCUGGCACGCGAGUCGAUCGUGCUCUUGAAAAACAAUGAGAGCGUGCUGCCGUUGGCCAAGGACGCCUCCGUCUUCCUAACCGGUCACUCUGCUGACAACGUUGGGUACCAGUGCGGUGGAUGGAGCAUUGCGUGGCAGGGAUACUCCGGCAACGAGAUGUUCCUGAACGGUAUCUCGGUGCGUCAGGGCUUUGAAGACUUGGUUGGUAACAACUCAUUCACCUACUUCAAUGGCCUGUACGAGAACGGCACAUACUCGGAGGCGGACCUCGCCAAGGCGGUGGAACUUGCCGGCCAGCACGAGUACACGAUCGCUGUAAUUGGUGAGAAGCAGUACACUGAAAAGCCUGGUGACAUUGACGACCUGGCAUUGCCCCCUGGUCAGAUCGAGUAUGUUGAGGCUCUUGCUGCCACAGGAACCAAGGUCAUCAUCGUAUUGUUUGAAGGUCGUCCUCGUCUUCUCGGCUCACUACCGGAUACUGCUAGCGCUAUCAUCGAUGGUUUGCUACCCUGUGAACUUGGUGGUAAGGCGAUGGCUGAGAUUAUCUACGGUGACGUGAACCCCAGCGGAAGACUUCCGAUUUCUUACCCGAAGGACCCGGCGAACGUUGCGAUUCCGUACUACCACCGUGUUAACACUCAGUGCGCUUACGACCACUGCUGGAUGCAAUGGGACUUCGGUGCAGGUCUCAGCUACACUGAAUUUAACUAUUCAGCGGUGUCUCUUGAUUCGACGACGAUCACGAAUGCGGAUGCUUUUACUGUCACUGCUACGGUGACGGUCACGAAUGUGGGAACCCGUGCCGGUAAGGAGACCGUCAUGCUGUUCCUAACCCAGCCGUACCGCACAAUCUCUGUUCCUGAGGUGAAAAUGCUGAAGAAGUUUAAGAAGAUUGAGCUUCAACCCGGUGAGUCCCAGGACGUGUCGUUUACCCUAACGGCGGAUGACUGGAGCGUAUACGAUCCGCAGAUCGGCAACGGCUUCAAGAAGGUCACGGAGGACAGCAACUACGUGGUGGCCAUCAAGCCUGAUACCUGGUGCAACGUCUACAAGAACAUUACGAACCCACUCUGCGCCGUGUUCAAGAUUGACACUGGACGUGACAACUUCGGUCUCCCCCCUCCGGUCGCGAACGUCACUGGCACGGAUGCUCCUGUCCUUCAAGGCACCGUCGCGAUCCCCGGCACUACUGAACCACCCGCUGAUGAAGCUGGAGCUGGAACUGUCGAGGCGGGCAACUACUAAAGCCGCUUUAGAAUCUGAUGGUUAGAUUUCCAUGUGUUUUCAAACUAGCACUCGACUGCUAGCACGAGUAAAACCUAAAACAAGACAAGC